Orbicella faveolata is the source of this 3005-nucleotide messenger RNA. RefSeq lists its product as uncharacterized. Gene Ontology annotation, molecular function: DNA-binding transcription factor activity, RNA polymerase II-specific; RNA polymerase II cis-regulatory region sequence-specific DNA binding. Gene Ontology annotation, biological process: regulation of transcription by RNA polymerase II. Gene Ontology annotation, cellular component: nucleus. NCBI's taxonomy places the organism in Eukaryota, Metazoa, Cnidaria, Anthozoa, Scleractinia, Merulinidae. The record is from RefSeq and is a predicted model, not a curated record.
CAGCUCACAUGGAACAAUCCGCAUGCACGUUUCACGGUGUAUGCCCAGAAAACGUGACCAAGUCACCUUUUUUGCAAGUGGCCAAGUGAUUUGCGUGAUGAUAAACAAAUUCUGCACGUGAAGAAAUGUUAUUGUUUACAGCUGCGGACCAAUCACAAGGGGUUUUGAUAACUCCCGGCAGCCUCAGUUUUUAGCGCGGAUGAUGCACUCGCUCGCAAAUCUUUUCCCGGCACGUGAAAUAAACAAGGAAUUGAGGAAAACGGUUAGAGGAAACGGCUUGUGGAAGAAGCGCGAGUUAAAUUAAAAGCUUAGAUCAAUUCCAAAAGAGAAGAGCACAAACGUAACUGAUUCAGUUGAAUGUAGAGAUCAGCUGCAGCCCGUGUACGAAACAUCCAGGUGGGGAAAACAACAAUACGAUCGAAGCGCAAACGCCAUGAAUUCCAAUUUCUUAAAGGAUUACAUGGACUUGGACGAGUUCCUGGCCGUCAAGGAUUUGUGUACUGGCCUCUCACGGACCGAAAGUGAUUACUCGGAGGACGAAAUAGAUCAGGACAUUGCCAAUCUUGUGGGCGAUGAAGAUAACACUACCAUCUACGGUUUGCCGUCUUCCCAGUUCAAUACUCCACAGCUAUCUCCCAGUUGCUUUGGCAGUGAUACAGACGAAGGAAGAGGUGAGAGUGUCAGCUCUGAAAAUGUUGCUUCCUUGAGCUCCAGCGAGUCGCUCAAUUCAAACGAAAACGACAACAAGGUGGUGCCGCGGAAGAGGAAGAGAAAAUCUGCAGCAAAUGAUACGGCGACUCAGAAAGCAGCGCCGAGGAGGAGACGGAGAAAGACGGAAAACGCCGACAAGAAAGCGGCGAGUGGUGCUUCAGCACCAAUCGUGAACGAAGGUGAAACGUCUAAACUCGUUGGGCUAUGCCAGAGAGGUUCCCGGCAAUCAGUGGACGACGAAGCGAAAGAUGACAAGUACUGGGAAAGGCGGCGAAAAAACAAUCAAGCAGCGAAAAAAUCACGAGAUCUAAAGAGACAGAAAGAAAUGUGCGUUGCGGAAAAAGCGGCAUUACUGGAAGAGGAGAACAGACAGUUGCGCGAGGAAGUUAAAAAACUUAAAGAGUACCUCAAAACUCUGGACAACAAAAUUGGAUGAAUCUUGUGCCAACUGAAAAUAAGUUAUCGAAAAGGCCUAGUUAUGUUAAGUUUAAUAUAAAAUAUUGUAAAUAGUUGUGUAGAAAUCAGGUUCACCUCUAGAAGGGGCAGGAGUGGGAAGUAAGGGGGGGGGGGUGGAAGGGGUCAGUCCCAUAUAAAGGGGAAUUGGGUGAUAAUCAUAUUAAUGGCUUGUUACAACUUAGAACUUAAAUAUCUUACAUGACUACUUGGAAUUAUUCUGAUACCUUUCAAAAUAUGAUGAAAUCAGAGACUUCCUGGAUGACAAGAUUAAAAUCUGAAAGAUAGACUUCAGUCAGUUUUGAAAAUCUGAAUUUGUGACUCAUUCCAGAGAAUGCCCCCCCCCCCUCCCAGCCCCCAGCAAAGAGGCAAAAGGAAUGCAAAAUAAUCAGACUCACUACCUGGUUGUUUCUGCAAUCAGCAAUUUGCUAGUUACCUCUGAGACACUCUUUUCUAGUGAUCACCCUUGUCACUUUAAUGUGGGAGUCCUUACAAUGAAGAAGCCAGUGAGGGUGGGGCAGCACUUCUGGGAAAAUUUUCAUGGAGGUGUUGAAACCCUUUCCCUAUUUCUAGCCAAAACUUAUCAUUUUCCAUACAUUUUCCAGACUGUAGAUGUAUUGCACAAGUGAAUUGCGAGGGAGUUACUAGGGUGCUUGUGACCCACUGGUUGUAAAGAAUAAAUAACAAAAAUCGCUAAUCCAUGAAAUUAAACAUGCUAAAAUUUAGUGGGCACAUUUUUAAUAUUUGUUUCCAAUGGAGAAUUAUUCUGGAAUUGCAUUUCCAAAUUUUCAAGAGAAGGUAGGGGUGGGGUGGGAGCAUGAUAUUAGUAUUGCAACUACAUGCUAGCAUAGGACCUUCUCUGAGAGAAUCCUGCCUACACUCCUGUAAUUUCACACCACAACCAUUGAUAACUUGAAAUAAUAUACUGUCUUGACGGUCUUAUCAAAAAAAUAAACUUAAAAUGCUUAUAUUUGCACUAAUUCCCAAGAGAGGUAUAGAGAAGAUAGGAGUUAAUCAUUGUCAGUUGGUGAUUCAUUCAGCAAUUAAAAUGUAAAUAGAAUUAAAUUCCAAGAAUAUAUAAACAUUUUUCUACAUGUAUCCAAAAAUGUGAUUCCAAGAAUCUUUUGAGGUGCUUAUAUUACCGUCAUGAUACUCUUGCAUAUACACUUCUAAAAUAUGGCUUGGGCCUUGAGAUCAAUAAAAUUCAUUAUUAUGUGUGUUAUAGCUAAACUUAUCAUUUUCUUGGUAUCUGUGAUAGCAAACUAAUAUUGUGUUUCAUGUAUUUGUUUAGUGAGGUUGGUAAAGGAUGUGAACACAAACUGAGCUUUAGCAUUCUUUUUUUUUUUUUUUGCAUGAAACAAAUAACCACCUUUGUUCAUGAUAUGCUUGGGUAAACAGCUGUAAGUCAAGAUUUACUUGUGUGGCAGGCAUAGCCUGAGCUCAACUCCACUGGGAGUGCCAAGCUCAGAAUUGCCCAGUAAACAGUAAGUUAUUUUGCGUCUCUUCAUUUCAGCAUUUGGACAAGUUUAAGCUUGAACUGCUAUUAAUUUGACUUAAAUGACAAGAAUCUAGUUUUUAGUUGGGUGUCAACUGAUUUUUCUGGCUUCAACCCAUAAUACAUUAUUUUGAAUGGUCAUGAACUGGGAUAAAACUUUUAAUUUUCCACAAGAUGUAAACUCAACUCCCUUUACCACCCUCACAUUAAUAUGUUUUAUAUUGCAGUACUUUUACAUGAUGUGCUAUAUAUUAUAUUGCAUUCUUCCGUUCGUUAGAUGAACAUGUUUUCAUAGAAUGUUCAUUCACUCUCCAAGAAAAAUAAUAAAGAUUAGUUUUGAUUUAAA